GAAAGGGACGGGGGACGGACGGACCACUGUUGGACCCAUAUUUGCAUAUACAGUGAAGUGUUCUUGUUUCGUUUUCCCACACAAGAAGUGGCGCAAUAAAACGUCAGUAGCGUCACACGUAGCUCGGCGUGAGUAUUUAUAUCUGUGAGAAGUUCACGUUCAGCUUACUAAUAGACUAUGCAGCCAGAAAUAAGAACCGUCUUAUUUGGCAGUAAGAACUGACGUCUCGUCCAGGAUUUUGAGUCUCCUGUUAUGAGAGGUUGACACUGAGACAACAGGAGACGUUUUUAAACGCCAACAUGGCCAGCAACACUCUACGGCAAGCACUGAUAGUCAACCUCCAGAAAAAGCUUAUGUCAUUGAGUAGAGAUCAACUGCAGAAGAUUGCAUCUUUAUUUGACAAUGUUGAUGUUUUAAGCAAACCAGAACUGUACAACCUGAUUGUUGACUUCAUCAGAAGUGAAAAACUGAGCUCAUUGGAGGAUGAAGGCAUGACUCAGCUGCAUCUCUUGAAUGACCUGAUUAGUGAGUUGCUUGCCUCUAAUGUCGGUGCAGCUGACAUUACAGGUGUGGACCCAUCCACACCUGUAAGAACACAAGAUACAUCAGCCAGUCAGUCUGGAUGUCCUAAUCCUAUCUAUUCAGACCGGGAUUCAGCGCCUCCUGAUAAGGACACUCCCUUGCAGCCAACACAUACAACCAGCAAUGUCAAUACUCAAUCACCUGCACACCUGGACAGUGACGCUCACACCCCCAUGUCCCAGACGGACAGCAAUGGUUCUCCAGCAGGAGUCUCCACUGCUGCAACACCAGCAGAAUCACCUACAGAAGGAGAAAAUGAUCCUCAGAAGCAGCAGGACCCACCAGCUCAGGACUCUACUGAUAAAAAGUCACAAUUAGGAAGCGGCAAUAGAGGCUUCUUCUCAAAGCCAGCAGGAAAACUUUUCAUAGCAGGAUCUGCAGUCUUAGGGGGACUCGGUGCUGUGGCGCUGGCUCCUGUUGCUCUGGGGGCCAUUGGUUUCACCUCAGCUGGGAUAGCAGCGGGCUCCUAUGCUGCAAGCAUGAUGUCCGCUGCUGCCAUCAGCAGCGGAGGAGGGGUGGCAGCAGGAAGCCUGGUGGCCAUUCUACAAUCUGCAGGCGCUGUUGGUCUCUCUGCAGCUGCCUCUACAGCUGUGGCUGGCGUAGGAGCUGGCGUUGGAGCUGGCAUUGGAGCUGGCAUUGGAGCCGCUGCAGAGCUGGUGGCAGGGAACACCAACAAGCAAGAGGAGAACGAGGAAGGGAAAGAGAAGAAGGAUAAGGAAGAGAAGAAUGAGGGGCAGAACAAAGAUGAGGAAGAGAAGAAUGACGAGGAGGAAGAGGAGUCAGAGGGAGAGCACAAGAAGAAAAAAUAGAACUAGAAGAAAGAAGGAUUAGAUAAAAGUGUGAUGGAUGAAAAACAACAAGAACUAGAAAAGUUAUGUUCCUAUUCUUGUCCCCACAUAAUUAGGGUGUCUUUUUUCACUUUCUGCAUCAAGUUGUCUCAGUAUUGACAUUCUAUCCUUACAUUUACCACUCACUGGUUAUGUAAUUGAAGAGACCUCACACUACACAACUUCUAAGAUUGUUGAAACACAACUGUUAAUCAUCUAACUAUGAAAUUAUUCGGACAUUAUGCAACUAACUACUAUUUAGCAUUAAUAUGUUUUCUUGCCUUCAUGUUGGACUUUGUUUCAACAAGAAAUGAGACAAAAUGCCAAAAUCUAAAGCAAUCAUCUUGUUUUGUUGCUUUUAAAUUACUUGCAUAAUAAACUUGUAAUUUUUUAAAUAUA
Messenger RNA from Poeciliopsis prolifica (blackstripe livebearer), 1808 nucleotides. Its product is annotated as forkhead box protein C1-like. Lineage: Eukaryota; Metazoa; Chordata; Actinopteri; Cyprinodontiformes; Poeciliidae. The coding region runs from base 300 to 1391 and encodes 363 amino acids. Gene Ontology annotation, cellular component: membrane; mitochondrion. Gene Ontology annotation, biological process: apoptotic signaling pathway. The transcript is spliced from 6 exons. The record is from RefSeq and is a predicted model, not a curated record.